Molecule: messenger RNA, 9172 nt
Organism: Xenopus laevis (African clawed frog)
Lineage: Eukaryota; Metazoa; Chordata; Amphibia; Anura; Pipidae
Gene: med13l.S
Product: mediator complex subunit 13-like S homeolog
Exons: 31
Coding region: 931-7326 (2131 amino acids)
Biological process (GO): regulation of transcription by RNA polymerase II
Cellular component (GO): mediator complex; nucleus
Molecular function (GO): transcription coregulator activity
Source: RefSeq, a predicted model, not a curated record
CCACCUCCUCGCCACGUGACCGGCCGCUGCCAAUGGGGUUCCGUGUUGUCGCAACCGGACGCCAUUGCUGCUGUCAGAGAGGCGAACCUACGGUCAGUGUGUGAGGCACAAGAGAGCGGCGGGAGAGCCCGUGGCCGAGUCAGCUGUGAAGCCGGUGGGACAGGAAACUUCCCAAACCCCCAGUGACAUCUGCGCAGGAUUAGUCCAGGGCCUUAAAGCACGGGCUGCGCGUUAUUCAUCACGGAAGAGGACAAGGAUCCCGCGGCCUCCUUCUGUGACCGAGACAAAUCGUACAUCCCUGUAAACGUGCGGUGGGCAUUGAGCAGGAGGCGCAGCUCUCGCCACAGACUUCACCUGCAGAUUCUCAUGUGAAUGACAUGAAAACGUGUCCUGUGCCAUGAGUGGAACCAGUGGGGGCUCCUGUAUGUGGCACCAACAGGACACCGUAGGAUAAACAUUGAUACCCUCGCUGCUCAUUACUAUUGCUAACUACGACGCCUGCUUGGCUCUUGGGCCUGUGCCCAGCACCGCGGCCGCCCGUGCAUACAUUUUUCUAAGUGUCGGCCAGUGACAAGGCUGCAGGAUUGGAUGUUGGUAUCCUGGCACUGGGCGGCCUGGCUGGACUUGCAUUGCAUUCCCUGACAAGCAGGGGGAGGCCGCACUGUUUCCUUCCUCUCUUAUCCCACGGCCUGGAGCGCCCCUCCCCCACGCGGGUGACUCAUUUCUCUGCGCCGCCGGACUAUCAGGAAAGUCAGGGUUUUCCUCGGCUUCUCCUGGGACAUGACCAUAUUCACCGGAGCUUAGUCAUAGACACAUCGCCAAAGUGCGGAUCUCUUGUGGAUCGGACACUAGCUGGUCUCUUUCUCAUCGGAUCCCCUCGUUUGCAAUCUUUAUCAUGCCCAGCUUUGGUAGCCAGGCUCCCGGUGGAUCAUGACUGCGGCGGCUAACUGGGCGGCCAACGGGGCGAGCCUGGAGGACUGUCACUCUAACCUCUUCUCAUUGGCUGAACUGACUGGCAUCAAAUGGCGUCGCUACAGAUACCAGGGGCCUGGCGAAUGUGGCCCAAUCAUCUCUGCUCCUGCCCAAGAUGAUCCCAUCUUGCUAAGCUUCAUCCGCUGCCUACAGGCCAAUCUUUUGUGUGUAUGGAGGCGUGAGGUCAAACCUGAUCGAAAGGAACUCUGGAUCUUCUGGUGGGGGGAUGAACCAAACCUUGGUGAUGUUAUACACCAUGAGUUGCAUAUGGAUGAGGAGGGAUUGUGGGAGAAUGGUCUGUCUUACGAGUGUCGAACUCUGCUCUUCAAGGCCAUCCACAACCUUUUGGAACGGUGCUUGUUGGAUAAAGAUUUUGUGAGAAUUGGGAAGUGGUUUGUGAAGCCGUGUGAAAAGGAGGAAAAAUCUCUAUCCAAGAGUGAAAAUCUAUCCUGCUCCUUUACCUUUUUUCUACAUGGUGAGAGCAACGUUUGCACAAGUGUAGAGAUAGCUCAGCACCAGCCAGUGUAUCUUAUCAACCAGCAGCAUCUCCAUCUAGCACAGACUUCUCAUGCUCCGUGCCAAGUGAUCUUAAGUCCAUAUGGACUGAGUGGCACUCUAACAGGCCAUGGUUACAAGACCUCUGACCCUACCACCCGAAAGUUGCUGGAGGAAUGGCGCCCCUUUUACCCUACUGUGCUGCGUGUGAGGCAAGAUCAGCAAGAAGAAAUGCAAUACAAUGAUGAUUUCCCUGCAGCCGUUGAAGUUAUUGUUGCUGGUGUUCGGCUGGUUUACCCAUCAGCUUUCGUCCUCAUAGCCCAGAGUGACUUGCCCCUGUCUUCCAGUGUGGGGGGUGCCGGACACAGCAACACAAGUGGUCAACAGAGCACAGCUGUUACUAAAGAUCCAAGCCCAUGCCGGAUGCCCCUCACCCCACCAACCUCUCCAGAGCAAAUUGCGCCUGGAGAUGGGAAGGAAAAUUACUCAAGUAUCAACGGCCAUUCAACAGAGGAUAGUGUCUCCAACACAAAACAAAGUUCAAAGUGUGGGGAAAGGAGCUGCCACAGACUUAGAAGUCAAAUGGCACAGAAAGUUUGGAAAGAAUGCAUAGUAGACAAAUGCCAGCCAAAGUUAACGGUUUCCAGCCAGCAAGAAGGGGAGAAUUCAGUCAGCAAAGCACCGUGGGAUUUUGUUGAUCCCAGUCAUAGAGCUACAUGCAACUGUUCCAGACAUAAAUAUUCAAAGCAGCGUGGUGCACCAAGUGGCUGUCGGCCCUCCUCUGUUACUCAACCCAGCAUGGGAGGAAUCCCUACUUCUUGUAGCGCCUCCCUUCCACCCCCUGCCUCUUCUAAGCACAAACCCAGUGAUCGUCCGGAGAAGGCUGAGAAGUUGCAGAAAAAGACCACUACUCCUUUCCACCAUCGUGCAUUGCCCACACAGAAUGAAGAGUGUCUAUCACAGGAAACCGCUGUACAGCAAAGGCAAGGUACAGAGGCUGCAACAAGUACACCACCAAAUAGACAUUUUCAAUCUUUGCCCUCUGCAGGAGAGUUAGAUCAAAUGUUACCUUCUCAACCCACAGACUCUCCACACUCUCCGGCAUCUCCAAUGCCCCCCACACUUAGUCCUCAGCCUCCCCAGCAAGAGGUUGCCAUCCCAGAUCCAGAAGUUCAGCCUUGCAGCUCCACUUUGUAUCCUAAUGGACUGGAAAUGCAGCCUCUUGAUGAUAGGACGAUGAUGGUGGCUGGACUUGGUUUGCCAUUGAUGGCAGAGCUAAGUGAGACCAGCAUAUAUUGUGCUAGUCUGUCCCAGAGCCAGCAAUCUGAGAACAGCUGGCAGGAGUACAAACUACCAUCUACAAGCAAUGAAGACUUUCAACCACCAAACAUCCCCGUGGAACGGCAUGAGAGCAUACAGGAAACUUUAGCUGAGCGCACUGCAUUAGAGAGACUUUUAGCUCAGCCAAACAAACGUUUCAAAGUUUUGGAUGGAAAGCGCCCAAUUCUAUCAGAUACCUGGACCUACCUGGACCAGCCUCCCAUAUAUCUUGAACAGCAUGGUGAUACUCUUGAUCCCUACACUUUUGAAGAUGGUGAGAUCAAAUACAGCUUCACAGCCAACAAAAAAUGCAAGAUGGGUGACCUGUCCUGGAAAUUAAAGUCUGAUGAAGGAUUUGAGAAGAAUGCAUCACCAACAGAACAACAAGCUUCUGUGACGGACCCUGGGAAAAACGUCAUGUCCAUUUUCAGUCCUGCAUCUAAACCUGACCCACGACAAGACCGUGGAAUUGCUGCGAGUCUCACACAGGUUAAAGAUCUGGCUCCUUCUCUUAAUGACUUGGACAACUUGUUUGAUAAUUCUGAGGAUGAGGACCUGGCUGGCUCUCCAGGAACUCGAGCAAUGAAAGUUCCCUCAUUAGGGUCUGAAGAUCGAGCUCUUGGUAAAGAUGCAAGGAUGACUGUUGCAUACUCAGCCACAGAUCUCCAGAGAAUGUUUCCCACACCACCUUCCCUGGAACAACACCCUGCCUUCUCCCCCAUUAUGAUAUACAAGGAUGGAGUAGGCUCUGAGACCACAGCUACUCUAGCCAUAAUGGAGAGCCCUUUGGUCAACUUGGCCACAAUGCAUCAACUCGACUUCAAAAUGGAGGUGGAGGAGGGUCUGUGCAGCCCCAAACCAGAGAAGAUCAGGGAUUUUUCGUAUGUGCACAGAGUACCAUCCUGUCAGUCCUUUGUGGGCACUUCAAUGUUUGCGCCUCUAAAGUCUUUGCCAAGCCAGUGCCUGCUGUCCUUAAAAAUACCAGAUGCCUGUGUAUACCGUCCAUCUUGGGCAGCCCCCCCAAAGAUGCAACACCUUCCCCUGCCCCCAGCUACAUCUUUCAACAGAGAUGGCUACAUGAAUGUGCCAAGUGUGGGCAGUUUGACAGAUCCAGACUAUCUACAGCUGAACACUCCACAGACCAACACACCUCUUGCUCCAUGCAGUACAGCUCCAGCCAGCAAUGGUGGAACUGGGGGUGUUCUUCCCUCUCCUGCCACACCUCGUUUUUCAGUUCCCACUCCUCGUACUCCAAGAACUCCUAGAACACCACGGGGUGGGGGAGGAGCCAGUGGCCAAGGCUCUGCCAAAUAUGACAGCACCGAUCUCUGCUCACCUGCUUCCACCCCAUCCACUACAAGGCCUCUGAGCUCUGUUGAACCUGCAAGCAGUCACCCAGCUCCUGAGGCCCACAGCCUCUAUGUUACCUUGUUACUGUCAGACUCUGUACUUAACAUCUUCAAAGACAGGAAUUUUGAUAGCUGUUGUAUUUGUGCCUGCAACCUCAACAUUAAAGGGGCAGAUGUGGGUAUAUACAUUCCUGACUCGUCAAAUGAAGAUCAGUAUCGAUGCACUUGUGGAUUCAGUGCAAUAGUCAACCGCCGUCUUGGCUACAACUCAGGCCUUUUUAUAGAGGAUGAAAUGGACAUCUUUGGCCGUUCCUCAGAUCUUGGCCAGGCAGUGGAAAGAAGAUUAAAUAUUAGAGUGACAGAAAGGCUUGGCCAGGAGCAACCUCCAUCAGGCCUUUUGCUACUGUUGCAGAGACAGUGUACACGUCCAUUUAAUAACUGUUGUAGCACUUGGGAGCUGUCAUACUGCCAAGGGGUUACACUCUCAGAUAGGCCAAGUUGGAACUACGACAGAGUAAGGGCAGAGAGUUCUGAUGCAUGGCCAGAGUGCUUGAAUGCUUUGGAACAAGGAAGACAGUAUGUGGACAAUCCUACAGGGGGUAGAGUUGAUGAGGCACUUGUAAAGAGUGCUACUUUUCACCUUUGGCCGCACAGCAAUGUGCUGGAUGUGAGCAUGUUGCCGUCACAGGAUGUUGUUCGCAUGCUGCUCUCCUUGCAGCCAUUCUUGCAGGAUGCCAUUCAGAAAAAAAGGACAGGACGAACUUGGGAAAACAUCCAGCAUGUGCAGGGUCCCCUGACAUGGCAGCAAUUUCACAAGAUGGCAGGACGAGGAUCAUAUGGUUCGGAAGAGUCUCCAGAGCCAUUGCCUGUUCCAAACCUUCUUGUUGGUUAUGAUAAAGAUUUCUUGACGAUUGCUCCUUUCUCACUUCCAUUUUGGGAAAGGCUGCUGCUUGAGCCUUAUGGGGGGCAGAGGGAUGUGGGUUAUUUGGUGCUGUGUCCAGAAAACUGUGCCCUGCUUGAUGGAGCAAAGGCAUUUUUUAGGGAUCUGAGUGCAGUUUAUGAGAUGUGCCGCCUUGGUGAGCAUAGGCCAAUCUGUAAAGUGCUUAGUGAUGGGAUCAUUAAAAUCAGCCGGCCUGCAGGUGAGACUGAAGAAACGUCUUGUGAGGAUAUGGAUAACCAAGCAAGGCUCCAGCUAUUUGCACAGACCUGUCGCCAGCAUCUUGCUCCUUAUUUAUCCACAUUGCAACUAGACAACAGCCUGUUAUUACCUCCCAAGAAGCAGCCUUCUACGGUACAAACCAAUUUAAGCCCUGCUGUGCCGUCUUGUCCUCCUGGUGCUCUUAUCAACACCACUCCUAAUGGCACAAGUACUGCUCCAUUACCACCUCCACAAUUAUCCUCCACCACAUCUCUUCCUGCUGGAAACAGCACAGUACCCACUGGGUUCAACAACUGCUCCUCACAGAAUUCUUCAAGUUCUGUUGAGCGACCAUUAGGAAACCAGUCCACAGGAGACCCAGAACCCAGCCAGCAGUCCAUUCAACAAGAGACACCAGAAAAUGCCACUGAGCGGGAAAGAAUUGGCAUUCCCACAGAACCAGAUGGAGCAAUCACUUCAUGUCCAACAGUGGUUAUAUAUAUGGUGGAUCCAUUUACAUACACAGUGGAUGAAGACUGUCACCCUGGGAACUACUGGAUGCUAGGCUUGAUUAGAUGUUUUACUGACAUGCUGGAGAGUUUACCAGAGCCAAUUCGAAAUGCUUGCAUACUGCAGGUGGUUCCCUGCCAAUCUCUUCUGCAGACUGUAAAUGACGAAGAUGUCUCCUACAUUCAGCACUUGAAAUCUUUAGCUUUUUCUGUAUACUGCCAGUGCCAGCGACCCAUAGCCACACAGAUACCAAUCAAGCCUCUCACUGGCUUUGGUCCAGCAGCCGCUCUAAAUGCAAUACUCAGGAAUCAAGAGCAACCUAGCCCUGGACAGAUGUAUUCUCCUCCAUUUUUGCUCUGCCCCACCAAGGACAAGCAGACAGAGCUGGGCGAGACAUUUGGUGAGGCUGGCCAGAAAUACAAUGUGAUGUUUGUAGGGUACUGCUUAUCUCAUGAUCAACGCUGGCUUCUGGCUUCCUGCACUGACUUGCAAGGAGAGCUUCUGGAAACAUGUGUGGUUAAUAUCCAUGUGCCCAACAGGUUUCGGAGGAGCAAAGUUUCUGCAAGAAAGAUUGGGCUGCAGAAGCUAUGGGAGUGGUGCGUGGAAAUUAUACAGACAACAUCAGUACCCUGGAGAGUGGUGAUUGGUCGUCUCGGGCGACUAGGCCACGGCGAGCUAAAAGAUUGGAGUAUCCUGCUUGGAGAGUGCUCUCUACAGACCAUCAGUCGUCAGUUAAAAGAAACAUGCAAAAUGUGUGGAAUCUCAGCAGCUGAUUCUCCAUCUAUACUUAGUGCCUGUCUUGUGGCAAUGGAACCCCAGGGAUCUUUUAUUGUCAUGCCAGAUGCUGUCACUAUGGGUUCAGUGUUUGGCCGCAACACAGCUUUGAAUCUACAGACAUCUCAGCUCAGCACUCCACAGGAUGCCUCAUGCACCCACAUCUUAGUGUUCCCCACUUCAGCCACUACCCAGGUUUCUCCAGCUAACUAUCACAAUGAGGAAGAUAUGUUAGACCUACCCUUUCUGGAUGAUAUGGACAAUGACAUAGGAAUAUUAAUCACAGGAAAUCUGCAUUCACCUCCAAACUCAUCACCAGGCUCUCCCAUUGGAGCAGGACCCCAUUUUCAGCACAGCCGUAGUCAGGUAGAGAGGCUUCUUUCCCGAGAGACACCAGAAGAACUGAAGCAGCAGCCACUUGCAUUAGGGUACUAUGUGUCCACAGCCAAAGCAGAGAACCUACCUGAGUGGUUUUGGUCUUCAUGCCCACAUGCACAAAAUCAGUGUCCUCUUUUUCUAAAGGCCUCCUUGCACCACCACAUAUCUGUUUCUCACAAUGAAGAUCUUGUUCCUGCACGUACUUCUCAGCGUGUUCCUCACCCCCUGGAUUCUAAGACCACAUCUGACGUAUUAAGGUUUGUCUUGGAACAGUACAAUGCUCUCUCAUGGUUGACUUGUAACCCAGCCACUCAGGAUCGGACCUCCUGCCUACCAAUUCACUUCACGGUGCUCAUACAGAUGUACAACAUGGUGAUGGACUUUCUUUGAAUGCUUUCAACCAGCCUUGAUCAGCAACAUCUAAAAGCCUCCUGCCAUCAGUCAGUGCCUGACUUGUGCUCAUCAAGUUCAGCUGUUCUUGCUUACAUAACACCUGGCAACACCAGUAUUGGGCACUGCAGAAACCAUGCACAGUGUAUCCUAAUACAUUAUGUUCUGUGCAAUACACUAAACAAUGACUUGACAGUGAACAGCGGUGUGGCAAGAACACGAUGUUGCAACACCAAGUGUGUGACGGAAGCUAUCGCAGUCCACAUAUAAAGUCCAACCUCAAGCGACAGUUUGUAAAAGAAGCUUGAAAUAAACUUUAAGUAAUGCAAAGCUGAGGAUGUCCAGCAGUAUUCUCCCUAGGUGUGCUCUAAUGCUGCAGGAGUGGGUCAAUGGAUGACUGGGAAAAACAAUUUAACACACAGUGGGGCUGAUUUACUAACAUAGGUGAUAAAUAGCAUCACUGCUGUUGUCAGGAGUAGCCAAUCGCCAAUUAGUUUAAAAAAGACUACGAGAUUAAAAAAAAAUUAAAUCAAAGAUCUGAUUGGUAUCUAUGAGUAACUGCACGGUUUUGUACCUUUGUGAGUAAAUCAGCCCUUAUACGGAAUCUAUAGCGACAACAUAUCGGUAUAAUGACAGUGAAUUGACCCUACACCUUAGGGAGUUAUUUCAUCCUCUCCUUUGUGAAUUCUUUUCUGCCACAGUUGGUCCUGUUUCAAAGAGUUAGUAGCAGUUGCACUUAGAAUAACCAAUGGAAAGUAUUUAAGCAUAGAAACCAUUCCAGAUCAUUUAUAUUUUUCUUUGAUGGUACAAUGUAAUUGCUCUGUGGGGCUAAACUGGGCGCCAUCUGCUGCCAUUAUACAGAUUUUGGCACUGAAUACCAGUCUGUACAUUCACAGGUUGAGCCUGACACUGUAGCAAUAUAAAGGCAGCUAUAUCCCCCAGGCAAAAUGCUUUGCCGUGACUAUGAGAGGAAGUACCAAGCCAUUUCAGAAUCUCUAGAAAUGCCACCGUCGUGAUGCACUUGCAGUCAUUAGCUGGUAAUCUAGCCAGCAUGCAGUAUUGAUAGCCCACACACAUCAGCUGGGCCAGUAUGGCAAAUAAAACUAUCUAGUAUUUUCCCUUACUUGCCACUACUUUAAACAUGAGCAGAUAUUUAUUCAUACAAAUAUUUGUUUCCCCCCAUGUUGCUCUGAUCUGUCUGAUUCUGCAUUAUUUGUUUACCCCUUAGUGGCAGAUAUGAGAGAAGCAGAAUCCUCUACGUAUUUAUACUUUUCUUGGAUCUGGCGCAUCGUUUCAUGUCAGAUAAAUACAGUGUACUUUAAUCGCCCUCAUUACUGCGGGGGUCUCAAAAAAACCUCUGAUAUGUGGAGAUAAGGUAUUUGUACAUAAUAUCACUUUUUUUUAAAGCAAAUGUAAAACUUGUACAUUUCUCAAUGAACCUAAAGAUUUUUCCUUUCCUUUUUUUACAAAGUAUUUACUGGCUGCCCCCCCCCUCGUUUUAUAUAUAAUAUAAAUAUAUAUAUAUACACACAUUUACAGAUAUCUAUAAAUAGGCAUACAAUUUGAAAGAUGGGGGAAAUUAUACCCAUCAGAAAUAUGAACACAAUGAAACUAAAACAAAAUGGGAAAAAAAAAGCUUUUGGAAUUUCAGAAAAAAAUGUAAUCCUGCCUCCGGUACCUCACAAAAAAUAAGGUUUGAUAAAAAAAAAAGAAAACGAAAAAACAAGAAGUUAAGAGUUAAAGAAAUUAGUUCUUCAAUAUAAUUGUGCUUCAUAUAUACCUUGUGAACAAAAAAGGUCUAUACUUUUACACACUUUUUUAGAUGAAUAAAUUAUUGAUUUAUUGA